GCACCUAAAUUCACUUGCUCUCGUGGUACCGUCGGCUCUAGAAGUGCUUCGCAAUUUUAUUGUUUAAAUAAUUGUCAUGUAAAAUAAAUAAUAAUAAUUAUUGUUAUUAUUAUUAUUAUUAAUAUUUCUGGAACAAAAGGAAAAGGAAGCGGAUGAAGAGGUAGAAAAAAAAAAAAAAAAAAAAAAAAACGGAAGUGAAUGUAAGCGACCAGAAAGAGUGUAAGUGAAGAAAAAAAAAUUACGAUCGGGAUAUUUAUUAAAUUGAGGAUCGAGGGGGAGUUUUAGUAAAAGAGAGGGGGAAGAUAGAAGAGAGAGAAGACUAGGAAAUAAUUUAAACGUGGACGCGCCCAGUCUGCUAUGAUCUGUCGGUGCGUUAAAAUAAUCCUCAGCUGUAGCGGUUAAUUUUAUUUAUUUAUUUAAUAAAUUUUUUUAUUAUUAUUAUUAAAACUUUGGUGGUGGGGGAAAAGACGAAAAUGUCCGACAGUGAGGACACUGACGGCUCGGGAGUGGUGGAAUGGCCGGUGAGCAAAGAAUGGCUGGAGAACAUCCUUAAGAUUUAUCAUAGCAGUGGAACUGAGGGAGGAGAGGGGGAAGGCCCCAAGGUCACCGUCGAGGACUUCGAAGUGAGCCCCGGGUGCGUUUCCGGCGAGAGCGUACUCAGCGACAUCCUCGCUGUGGCUGUUGACUACACCCUAGACGGGGAGGAGGUCAAGCUUAAGGUUAUUGUUAAAUUGCUGCCCCAGGAUCCGUUCAGUAGGUUUUUUGUCACUGAGGCACAAUUCGAUCUCAGGGAGAUUAAGUUUUAUACGCAGGUAGUUCCAGACUUGAAAGCGUUCCAGCAGAAGCAACUGUCAGCCUCGAGCCUUCCAGGCUUCGAGCUGCCAAUCCCGUCGUGCAUACACGCCCACUACAAGCCAGCAGGAGGAACAGAGGAGACUCCAGAACCUCCUGAAUCGUUCCUGAUCCUGGAGAACCUUCGACCUCGGGGCUACGAAGGAGCAGAAUUCUCCCGAGGGUUGACUCUGCGGCAAGCAGAGGCCGCUCUGAGCGCGAUCGCGCGACUCCACGCCCUCUCACUCUGCCUGAAGGUCAAGGAGGGGCGGCCGCUCAGUGAGAAGUACCAGUUCCUGUUCCAGACCGCCAGAGCCACGGAUUCCUACCAACAAUUGGUGGAACGCGGUCUGCCUCAACUCGCGCGGUUCCUGGAACGCCGGCCCGGUUCCGAGGCUGUUCUGGAGGCGCUGCUGGCCUUGAGACCCAAAACCAAGGAGAUAAUAGCCUCCCUCCUCGCUCCGGAGGAUCCUCUGGCCCUCAUCACGCACACGGACUUCUGGUGCAACAAUUUGCUGUUUAAGGACCUCGACGACGAGUGCAAGUGCGCCAUCUUAGACUGGCAAAUGGUCACCUACAGCCGCCCCACCAACGACAUCGCCCUCUUAUUGGUCAGUUCCGUUCCUACUGAGCUUAGGCGUCUCCACACUGCGGCGCUGCUCGACAAGUACUGGCAAACGCUUCUAGAAAGUUCUCUGCCUCUUGGCGUCGAUGUUCCGGAGGAUCUCAAGUACUCCCGGGAGGAUCUUGAUAAGGACUACAGAAGGUCACAGCUUCUAGCUCUGCUUCUUUGUAUCGGAUCGGUAGAUGUCGCUCUAGGCGACCCGCUUACCGAACAGAGACUUAUCGACCUUCUAGAAGACUUACAUACCGACGGAGUGCUCAGUCUUGAGACUGCCAAUGUUGCGUAACUUUUUUGAGGUUAUUAUGGAUGUUUUGUAACUAUUCGUUGUAAUUAAUGGGAAUUUUUUAAAUGUUAUAAAUAUAUUCAUUUUGAGCGUUUA
This is a messenger RNA of Cotesia glomerata, 1835 nucleotides long. RefSeq lists its product as uncharacterized. The record is from RefSeq and is a predicted model, not a curated record. The coding region runs from base 474 to 1742 and encodes 422 amino acids. The transcript has 2 exons. NCBI's taxonomy places the organism in Eukaryota, Metazoa, Arthropoda, Insecta, Hymenoptera, Braconidae.